AUGAUUAACAGUAAGGUUGUGUUAUUGCCAAUUGCCGUCGGUAUCUUGAUGCUUGCAGCUAUCAAACAAGCCAGCUCUAUGGUGAUGCCUCAAAUCCACGUGCAACAAUUACACAUUCGAGAAGAUUCCAUUAAAAUCGGCCUCGAAUUCAGUAGGCAUAGAGUCCCUUCUCCCGUCCGUUACAACGAUGUCAACAUUACUUUGUAUCAUGCCUCCUCGGACCAAGUGGCCGGCCAGAGCGUCAUCCCGGGAUUCAACAUGGGUUGGGACGAGAAGACGGUCCAUCGGGAGGCAGUGGUGGCGGCUCGUGGGCUUCCAUGGGAAGAUGCGCUGCGGAAGAUUGGUGACGGGUCAACGGUGGAUUUGAGGGUGGCGUUGACCACCAAGUAUAGGACGGAUGACUAUGACGACUGCUGCUGUUGUACGGUGAAGAAGGCGAUGGCGGUGGCGGCCGACUUUCGGGUUGAUGGCUUCGGCAAAGCUUUAGUUAUCAAUUUAUCUUGUAAUUCUAUCCGCUUUGGUCGUUUUAAGGUGUUUUUAUGA
Messenger RNA from Salvia hispanica, 543 nucleotides. The record is from RefSeq and is a predicted model, not a curated record. NCBI's taxonomy places the organism in Eukaryota, Viridiplantae, Streptophyta, Magnoliopsida, Lamiales, Lamiaceae.